Dufourea novaeangliae is the source of this 309-nucleotide messenger RNA. RefSeq names its product dynein light chain 4, axonemal-like. The transcript has 2 exons. The record is from RefSeq and is a predicted model, not a curated record. Gene Ontology annotation, cellular component: dynein complex. NCBI's taxonomy places the organism in Eukaryota, Metazoa, Arthropoda, Insecta, Hymenoptera, Halictidae. Gene Ontology annotation, molecular function: dynein light intermediate chain binding; dynein intermediate chain binding. Gene Ontology annotation, biological process: microtubule-based process. Bases 1 to 309 code for a protein of 102 amino acids.
AUGACUGAAGUGAAGAAAGAUGAUGUGGUUAAAAUUUUGCAUACGUAUCCUCUUUGCAGAAAAUGUGAUAUGUCAGAUGAAAUGAAGCAGGAAGCAAUGGAGCUAUGCGUUACUGCAGCGGAGAAAUAUGCAGAUAAUUACGAAAGCGUAUCUCGUAUGAUCAAAGAGACAAUGGACAAAAAAUUCGGCGCUUCGUGGCACACUGUUGUGGGCGAGGGCUACGGGUUCGAAAUAACUUAUCAGCUCAAACACCUGCUGUAUAUGUAUUGCGCUGGGAACUUAGCGAUAUGCAUAUGGAAAUCAGCAUAG